CUGUGAGGUGGAGCUGCUGGGUCCCUGCUGAGCAUGGUUGUGAUUUAGUUGUGAGACAGAUCGUGAUCACAAGCACGAGCUGAAGGAUCCAUGUGCGCAGGCUCUGCUGUUGUUCGGCAAGGUGAAAGUCUUUCUCCAACGCUGGAAUCUGAGACGGACAGAACGUUAGGUGCAGCUCUGAAUAUGAUGUUUGUGUUGAUGCAGUACCAAAUGCUGGUCCAUUUGAUUGUGAUCUUCUGGUCUUUUCCUCAUAAUACUUCCUCCCUCGACCUGGAUGAUCCAAACAUCUGCAGUCACUGGGAAAGUUACUCUCUGACAGUGCAGGAGUCAUAUGCUCAUCGUGUUGAUCAGAUUUAUUACACCAGCUGUCCAGACAUUCUGAAGUGGUUCAAGUGCACCACUUACAGGGAGAGCUAUCGGACAGCUUAUCGUAGAGGAGAAAAAUUCAUAUACAGCAGAAAGUCGCAAUGUUGCCCAGGCUUCUUUGAAAAUGGAGAGAUAUGUGCUCCACAAUGUGCAGACAGCUGUGUUCAUGGCAGUUGUGUGGCACCCAACACCUGUCAAUGUGAGCCAGGCUGGGGGGGCUCCAACUGCUCCAGUGCUUGUGACAGUAACCACUGGGGUCCCCACUGCAGCAAUAGAUGUCAGUGUAAGAAUGGAGCACUAUGUAACCCUAUUACAGGAGAAUGUAUAUGCCCUCCUGGAUACAGAGGGUGGCGCUGUGAGGCCCAAUGUGAAACUGGAUCCUAUGGUAACGGAUGUCAACAAAAAUGCCAAUGCCAGAAUGGAGCUAUCUGCCAUCAUGUGACUGGGCAAUGCAAAUGUUCACCAGGAUACACCGGAGCUUUGUGCCAAGAAGAGUGUCCAGUUGGUACUUACGGUGCUGGCUGUGCAAAGAUCUGUCACUGUAUGAGCAACAGCAAGUGUUAUCAUACCAAUGGAACCUGCAUGUGUGACAUGGGUUACACAGGAGAAAGAUGUGAUGUCCGCUCGUGCCCUGAAGGCCGUUACGGUUUAAGAUGCAGUAAGAAAUGUUCAUGCUAUGCCCCAAACACUCUAAGCUGCCACCCAAUGUCAGGGGAGUGUAUAUGUCAGACUGGUUGGUCUGGACCCUAUUGCAAUGAGACAUGCACACCAGGAUUUUAUGGUAGAUCCUGCAGUGAAUUGUGUCAGUGCCAGAAUGGAGCCGACUGCCACAGUGGGACCGGAGAAUGUACUUGUGCUCCUGGCUUUAUGGGUUCAAAGUGUUCAGUCUCAUGCCCAGUUGACGCAUUUGGAGUAAACUGCUCAGCAAGCUGCAAAUGUAAGAAUGGAGCACAGUGCUCGCCUGUUGACGGAUCCUGUUCUUGGAAACCAGGUGGUUUAGUGGUGCCUGGAACUUUCAAUAAUUUAACCAACGCAGCCAUACCUGUGGACACCUACCUGAUAGGAGUCAUUUCAGGCAUCAUUGUUCUAGUGUUUCUGGUACUACUUCUCCUGCUCCUCUUCAUCAUCUUCAGAAAUAAACAGAAGAGCAAAGAGACCUUGAUGCCAGCUGUGACCUACACUCCUCCUAUCAGGGUCACAGCUAAUUAUACAAUGACAGAUGCCCACACUUCAUCAUAUGAAGCCCGCCCCAGCAGCUGCUUUUCCAACCCCAGUUACCAUACCCUUACCCAGUGCAUCAGCUUGCCACGUGUUGACAGUGGUCAAUAUAUAAAGGCCAGUUAUAACCAUCUGCUUCCUAACAUGGAGAAUGUGAAUCUUGGUAUUCACACUGGACCGACACAUGGCAACUGGAAACCAAGGGCCCGCUUCAAUGAACUGGGAGCUUGUGGAAUUGGUAUGACUUACAUGGAAAAAUCUCUGCAAGAUAUGGUGAAGGAAGCUGACUACCUUGCAAGUUCCUACUCUCUUGUCAGCUCUGAAAACCCAUAUGCUACAAUAAAGGACCCCCCCUCACCAACAUCCAAAAAUACAGAAUGUAAUUAUAUGGAAAUGAAGUCACCCACCAGGAGAGAUUAUGCAUAUGAAGAAGUUAACAAUGGUAGUCCGACUAAUAGGCAAGCGGUUGAUGAAGUUGAGAUGAGUAAAAAAACAUCCGACCCACUGGAGUAAUCAACACCAGCAUGCAGUCUGGAAAGGAGCUGUUUGACCAAGUACAAAAAACAGCCACAUCUCCAGUGAUUAUGACAUCCUGCCACCCAGAGAAAGUCUUUUGUCGGAGUCCAAGGAAUUAGAUUGUAAGUAAAGACAGAGACUCAGAACAGGACCAGCUCUCAACACUAAUCUCUGGAUGCAGCACUCGAUUUUCUCACAUUUUAUACCCCUGGGAUAUUUAUUUUGUUAAUAUCAAUAAAUCAAGAAAUUAUCCAUAAACCAUCUUGGUAUACCUUAUGUAAAGCAAUGCUGGUUUGUUGUAUUUUUACAGCCCAUAAUUAAUGUUGUAUAAUAUACAAAUUCAACUUCAAAUUUUAUGUGUAGUAUAAGUAUUUUUUUUUCUCCUAUUUCUAAAAGUGUUCAGUAUUCAUGUAUAAAAAAAACUUGCUUAUAUUCACAUUUAACAAAUUGAGCUUCAAUUUCUUUUCAGCAACUGUGCUCAAAAUAUUGAGGAGGGCUUUCAGAUUUUUUGAGGAGACAUUCAAUAAUGACGAAGGUUCUCAUUUAUUAAGCUUGCAGACACACAAAACAGGCACUAAAUCUUGGAUAUGUCACUUUCCAUGCAGAAAGUGAUCAUUAAAGAAAUACUCAGAAUGUGUGACCCAUAAUGCAAACUCUCAUCCGUGCCUGUGCUUGUUUUGGAGACAUGUGGAAAUUGACCACGCAGAUGGUAAAGUAUUAAACUGCAGCCACACCGUGUAUUCUCUCAGAUGUUCAGUUUCACAUGAUAUCAGACUUUAACCAUGAGUAUUCAAAACGACAGUGUUAUUUAAGCUUGAGCUCAUUAGCCAUAGCUAUACUUACAGAUCUUCCAAAUUAAAAAGUCCUAUAAGCCAACUUAAAUUUUAAAUUAAAGUUUGCAUUUCAUCAGAGCAUUUCAUCAGAGUUUUCUAUCAUAACAUUCCUCCCCCGAUGAUAACCAGUGCGAUGUGUGCCACAGAUUAACAUACAAAUUGUGCCAAGGUGUGAGGCAAUUACAUUAAAGAUAUAGUGGAUAAUCUUCUUUCAGCUUUGAGUUCUAGGGUGGAUCAUCUUAUCUAUUUGUUGUCCCACAGACCAAUGUUUGUGAUGUGCUCACUUAACGCCAAUGCACAUGCUCGUUCCUAGCUAUUUUUUUCUUGCUGGGCUUCGGUUUUCUUGCUGGGCUUCGGUUUCAGCCAUUCAUUGUAUCUCCACUGCUCUCACUGUAUAUUUUGAAAAUGGCUGAGUUCCAAAAACCAAACUGUCUUACAGGUUUAUGAGAAGAGGAGAAAGGGAUCAGAAGAAAGAAAUAAGACCUAGGGUCUCAUGUGUUACAUUGCGCAGCUCUCAUACUAGGGCAACAGAUAGUCACAGAGAUGCCUCAGGGCAUAUUUGUAGUGAAUUACAAGAAACCAACAGUGACUCAUUAAAGAAACUGGCUGAAAAUAUUCAGUUUUUCUGCUCAUACAACAUUUUUUCUACAAUGUUUAUCAAAUUCAAUUAGUACUGUAGCUGCUGCCUUGAGCUUGAUUAUAGCUUAAUUCUGAUCAUUGUAGAAGCAAAUAGGCUUAAAUCGGAAGCAACCAGACUUGCAAUGUAUUUCUGAAAGCGUUUCGGUCAAAGACUAUGCAAGAGUCUUUGACAAAGACUCCUAAACACAUGCUGAUCAUUGUUGUGCACAUAAAAAUCAUUGUAAUGUAGUGAAUAUGUCUAUAUGUUCUGAUUACAUUUGGAAAUAGAAUCCUUGCUGCAAAUUAGAGCCAUUGUUUAGGGGAAUUUUAUGUAUCUGAACAACAUAUGGAUAAGAUUGUCCCAGGGGGGCAGGCUUAGGAGAGCUCAGGGAUGUUAACUACCGUUUAACUACGUUAAAUGGCACCGGUGACUUAUGGUUCUUCCUAGUUUCCCUGUUCCCUGUUUCCCAGUAAUGCUGGGGCCAGAUCACAAAUAAUUCCCUGGACAAUCAGAAUGGGUCAAUAAGCCACUCAUCAUCUAGUAUUAGCACGUAAGCAGGAUUUCUGAACACAAGUUUUCUCUGCAUUCUACCAACAGCGAUGUCCUCCAGCAAUUCUGCGAUCAUUUCAUUACUCCCAACUUUAUCACGCUUUGUACUGAGUGUAUUUGGGAGAUCCUUUUACGCAAUGGUGAAAGAGCAGGUAGGCUGGUCUUGCGCAUGUGCAGUUAUUCAAAACGUGACUUGGGAAUUUCUUACUUACAAUUCUGGAAAAAUCAUCUAUUAUACCUUUAAUUGCUGGUAACAGUUAAAAACCGUGGUGACACUAAUGCGUUAUGCUUCAUGGUGGAUGUGGCCCUGCUGGAUGACCUUGUAAAUAAGAGAAUAAGAAGAAACACAGUUUCAGAGAUCAAGGAUUAUCUGCCCCCUGGUGACGACUGUCUAAUAUGCCGAUUUAGAGUUCAUGGAGCAUUGCAUUCCACUAUAACCUACAGGGGACAGUUGCUACCCCCAGGUGCUAGAUCCUAACCUGCUCUUCAAACCCCAGGAGGAGGUGCUCUUUGAUACUGCUCAUACCUGUGCAUGCACAACUGUGGAGCAUACAAUCAGGUUCAUAAAAUGCUGGUGGCAGUGUUUGAAGCGGCCUCAUCAAUUAUGAUUGUCUUGACUCCUUACCUCUUCAGAAUGACGAUCCAGAUGCACAGCCUCUUUGUCAUUUUCUUGGCAUCAUUGACGUUUUAUGAGAGCAAUAAGAUUUACUUGUUAACAAGUUAAUUUAGUGUGGACAAAUUAACUUGUGGAUAUGAUUUCACCUCUGAUUUACAUAUUCAAUAAAAGCCUUUCUGGAAAUA
Fundulus heteroclitus (mummichog) is the source of this 4902-nucleotide messenger RNA. Its product is annotated as multiple epidermal growth factor-like domains protein 10. The record is from RefSeq and is a predicted model, not a curated record. NCBI's taxonomy places the organism in Eukaryota, Metazoa, Chordata, Actinopteri, Cyprinodontiformes, Fundulidae. The coding region runs from base 91 to 2097 and encodes 668 amino acids. Gene Ontology annotation, molecular function: protein binding; scavenger receptor activity. The transcript has 15 exons.